AAAAACGCUCUGAUUUGAACGAUUAUCUGAAAACUAUAACAAAAUAAAUAAAUUGACUUGUUUUAUUCAGUCAAAAUGGCACCUAAUAUACCGAAAGGACCAACAAUACCAACAAGAUGUUGUAUUUGCUUGAGUUUCCUGCGGAAAAUGAGUCCGCUAAAAGACAGGGAACUUCUAAUAUUACUCUGCCCCACAUUUUUUAAUUAUAACAAGUUUUCAGGUAACCAUUUUGUGUGCUGGGAAUGUAAGCUCAUAAUUCAAAAGAUAAAAGUGUUCCAAAAUAAAUUAAAAAUUUCACAAUUUUUCAAGACCUUAUCUAUAAGCAAGAACGUCUCUUUAACAGCAGGAAUGUCUACUCUCCAAUGUACAGAAAUUAUAACUGUUCACAUAUUACCGGGAAUGCCAGACGAAAUAAAAAAACCAGAUGAACAGUUACCUCGUUUACAUCAACAACAAUUAAGUAACACUAAUAAAAAAAUCAGUGGCCCUGUCGUCGUCAUGCCUAUAACAAAGUCUUCUAAACUCGUGAAACAUUUAUUGGUACCUACCUCUACGGCAAGUGAUUUUGAGGAGUUGAUUCAACCAACCGCGAUAUUGUCAAAGGCUUCAAAUGAUACGACCACGUCUCCUGCCGUGAUAAGUGAUUCAACUGAAGAACUUACAGACGAAGAAAUUAUAUCCAAUUCAGAAGUAUUCGUUCAAAAACCAGCUUUAGUUAACAAAAAUAUUGACAAAAUUAGCGACGAAAUCAAAAAAACGUUUCAAGAACAUAUAAAAAUACCGGAUAUUGGUGUUGAAGAAGUUAUACAAUAUUUAGAAUUUGAAGACUAUAAGACCUUAGCGUUUUUGUUCGAUAAUGAUAAGUCUAAAAGUUAUGUCAGAGGUGCAGAGAAAGAUUAUGAAUUAAAGUUAAUAUCUAGAAGUGAGGUCCUAAAGUUUAGGAACGAGCAGAAAUCUAGACAUGCUUAUAAGUGGUCUGUUUUUCAAUGCGAGCUUUGUAUUGACCAGUUUCCGAAUUCUCAGGAAUUGAAGGCACAUAGUUUGCAACAUGAACCGGCAUAUGGUGAUUAUGAAUGUGAUAUAUGUGAAUUGAGGUUCACCAAUGAAGUACUAAGAGAUGAUCAUUAUAAGGGCCAUUUCAUAGUAUUUCAGUGCCUGAAGUGUACGUAUAGGACGAAUGACGUGAAGAAAAUGUCGAAACAUAUUACCCUUUUGCACGGUGAUGUCAAAUUUGUUUGUGAGCCUUGUUGUCAAGUUUUCAAAAAUAUGAAUGAAAAGUUUCAUCAUAUAAAAACUGUUCACAUUACGAAUAAAGUGGAUAAAACAAAUAAAGUUCCUCAAGACCCAUUACAUCAAGAUGUUCAAGUGAAUUCUGCAGAAAAACUUGAACAAAGCAAAAACGCUCCCAAAAAGCCAAAAGUAUUUAUAUAUCCCAUAAGGAAUAGAAAUAACAAAAUGGGCCACAUAAACCAUCAUAUGAAAAUUCACAAAAUGCCAAAACAACGUAAAAAGACUGCCCCCAAUGAUUCUCAUCUGGCCAGCAAGAUAUAUAAACGUAAAGAAACGAUAGCUGUAAAAUGCCACCAUUGCGAAGAAUUCUUCACGGGCAAAGCCGCGAUGAAAGCGCAUAUCUACAGUUUGACUCGAAACUUGUCAUGUACCACGUGUCGGAAGAAAUUUAGUUCACGUCGAGAAUUCCGCAAGCAUGUCGUUUGGGCUCACGAAAGCGAUUCCGUUCCUGAACAAGAAAUGGAUGUUCAAGAAAUAAAGAUUGAAAAUGAAGAAUUUAACACAGAAGUUCUUGAAACUGAAAUGGAUAUUGAAGAAAUACAGAUUGAAGAUGGAGAAUUUACCACUGAAAUUGGAGAAGAAAGCGAGGAAAUAUACACAGAAGUUGAAUUUAUAAAAUCCGAAGAUGAUUCGGACACAGAUAUAGAUAAAAUAAAACUAGAGAUUGAUGAUAUUACCACUGAAGAAUAUAUUAUUUCAUAAUUUUUAGUACAGUUCCCACCACACUUAAUGGCGGUUUGUAACUACAUUCCGAGCAAAAGUAUUCGCAUGUGGCCUACAACAGUUUUUUUUUAACGACGUCAAAAAUCAUCAAAUGACCCCUCCCGCUGUGGGUUAGCAGCGGUGAGGGAGUGUCAGACUCUUACUGACUAAAAACCGUCGUGUUGCGUCGUAG
This is a messenger RNA of Helicoverpa zea (corn earworm), 2185 nucleotides long. RefSeq names its product zinc finger and BTB domain-containing protein 17-like. The record is from RefSeq and is a predicted model, not a curated record. Gene Ontology annotation, biological process: regulation of transcription by RNA polymerase II. The transcript is spliced from 12 exons. The coding region runs from base 76 to 1992 and encodes 638 amino acids. Lineage: Eukaryota; Metazoa; Arthropoda; Insecta; Lepidoptera; Noctuidae. Gene Ontology annotation, molecular function: RNA polymerase II cis-regulatory region sequence-specific DNA binding; DNA-binding transcription factor activity.